This is a messenger RNA of Lasiosphaeria miniovina, 544 nucleotides long. RefSeq lists its product as uncharacterized. The record is from RefSeq and is a predicted model, not a curated record. Lineage: Eukaryota; Fungi; Ascomycota; Sordariomycetes; Sordariales; Lasiosphaeriaceae. Bases 144 to 332 code for a protein of 62 amino acids. The transcript has a single exon.
GUGUGUGUGUGUAUGUAUGUGUGUUGUGUGUGUAUACGUGUGAGCCAGAACGAGGAUAUAUAUAUAUAUGCGUGUGCGUGUGUGUACGCGCACGAGCGGGAACAAGAAGAUAUGCGUGUUAGGCAGAGGUAGAAUGAGCAUCCAUGCGUGCGAGGCAGAGGCAAAAUGAGAAUCUAUGCGUGCGAGGCCGCCCACCUCGGCGCCCUACAGCGCCGCAAGAUCACGUCGGUGGUGACGUCGCUCGACCUCGACAAAACACGCCUCGAUGCCAAGUUCCGGAGCCUUACCUCCUCCGAGCGCCACAAGACCACGUCGGUGGUGACGUUGCUUGACCUCGACAAAGCACGCCUCGACGCCAAGUUCCGGAGCCUUAUCCCUCCGAGCGCCACCUCUCCGUCGACUGCAAGGACACAGCGACGGAGAACCUUGUCGCCCAGCUGCCGCGGAUCUGCAACUUCAUCGAUGAGCAGCUCGCCACCUCCCCGUCGACUGCGAGGACACAACAACGGAGAACCUCCUCACCCAGCUGCCGCGGAUCUGCAAC